Molecule: messenger RNA, 4625 nt
Organism: Daphnia pulicaria
Lineage: Eukaryota; Metazoa; Arthropoda; Branchiopoda; Diplostraca; Daphniidae
Gene: TAF1B
Exons: 11
Coding region: 1944-4418 (824 amino acids)
Biological process (GO): RNA polymerase I preinitiation complex assembly; nucleolar large rRNA transcription by RNA polymerase I
Cellular component (GO): RNA polymerase I core factor complex; RNA polymerase transcription factor SL1 complex
Molecular function (GO): RNA polymerase I core promoter sequence-specific DNA binding
Source: RefSeq, a predicted model, not a curated record
ACGGGUUCAUUGUGACGGCGGGAGCAAUCAACUUUUAUUUAUUCGGGGGAAAAAAAAAAGGACGGGAAAUGUGUACACACACACAAAAAUCGGGAGACUGGAACAAAGUUACGUUAUACAAAUAAAAAAUCCACCAAAUUGACACAUCCUGCGACACAACACCUGAAUUGGUUACAUGUCGUUGCCAGGUGAACGAAGGUCCUGUUGGCUGCGUAUUUCUUUUUGAAAUCCCGCUAGUUCAAUAUGCGGGAGUUUCAACGCACUAGAACCACCUACCGGUACAUCGUGAAAACUUCGGAUAUUCUUUUCUACAAAAGUCAACAAAAUGGUAAUGAUAUAACUUAUCAGUUGGAAAUGAUUUUCGUCGUCAAAUAAUCGUGCAAUCAAUUUUCGUGGUAUUUCGUUUGGUAAAGCUGAAUUGAGAAACGUUUAAUCUUUUCAUGGUAUCAUGCCAAGGCUAGCUUUAUCGAAUGAAACCAAAAUAUGCGUGUAGUUGGGUAUGUGACUGCGAAAUGUCACGAAUCGUUCGUAAGUUUUCGUAACGUGUUGUGUGAAUUUUUCCCAGAAAUCACCCAAUAAUUUAAGAUAAACAUAAUAAUUUAAACGGGAUAUUUUCUGUGUGCGUAGUUGCGCACGGUUUACAAUUUUAAACUAAAGAAGCGUGUCGUGCGCAAAACAGAAAUAUUUUUAAUGACUUUCUCAUCGAAAGUCAUCAAAACGCCUCAACAUUUUAUAAAUUUUCCCAUCCAGUCCGAAGUAAUCAAAUUGUUUUGUUUUUUUUCUUUUUUCUUACCUAACUUCACCUGACCGCCAUCUAACGAUGAAAAUCUCAAUCAAGAAUAUUUGAAGCAUAGUGUAUUGUAUUCUCUAGAUUAAAAAAAUGUAAUUCAGUUUACUUCAAUGGACAUUUUUCGACCAUUAGUCGCUGCAAUAAUAAUCCAUACUUAAUUUUCAGGAAAAAUUGUAUCCUCUGCUGGCACGUAAACUGAAAUAACCAGCCAGAUGUGGUUGGCCACAAUAAAAUCUUCAUACCUCAAGAAAUGAAAGUUAUUGAAAGUUGGUCAGGCUGCGGUAGCAGUUGUAAAUGCAAUGGUCAACGAACAAUCAGUAAAAUGUGUGGACUCGAUAGGAUUAUGCGGUCGAUCUAUCUUAAAAUUUUCAUAUAUCAUCCAAAUUCAGUGUGACAAGAAACCCGCGUAGAUAACAACGUACGACCAAAACCAUCAGAUUGGACGCUAUUAGCACGCUUGACAGUUCGAUGACAAUUCAAAUUCAGCAGCAAUUGAAUUUGACAAUCAUAGUAUUAUGUUACGCGACUCGCGAGGACGGAGAGCCCUGAGAAAGGCUUUCAACGACUUUCAACGGAGUUGUUUGGCGAUUUCACCAAAGAUUCACGUUCAAUUUUUGAAUUGGCGUUUCUGACGUGUCGACAUGAGAACCAUGCUGCCCAUGUUUUUUGUUUUUUGUUUUUUUAUGUGAAGACUACCUGUGUGGCCAUUGGCCAGCUGGAGGGCUUUACUUAAAAUUUAAAACCAGAUUUUCUGUAAUGUGUCAUAAAUAUUUGUUGAAAAUAAAUCACAUUAACUGGUGUGCCUGCUUUUGAAAAUGCCGAUAUAUUUAUAAGUAUUUAACUGCGUCAUCCGGAUAAAAAUGCUGCACAUAUUUUUGUUUCAAAACCCACCAUGUGAACUAUACCAUAUGAACUGCUAAAACUACUCUCCACUUUUGAAAAAGGCCGCAUAAUUAUUUUUCUCUUUCAGAGUCACCUGGUAGAGAAAUUUCCUACUACUUUAUGGAAUCCCUUUUCAUGUGUCGUCUGCUUCAUUGUUCAUUCUGUCAUUCACGAUUUCACGUGGAUUUCACGUGGAUUUGUGCUCAUACAUGUGCUUUUACGUGUGUUUGAAAUUCCCAAAUCUUGAUUUUGAUAAAUAUUGACUAAAAGAAUGGACAAGCCAAAACGAAGAUGUGUAGAGUGCAAGAAAACUAACUUUUAUAAUGUCAAUGGACAAUAUGUGUGUGUCGAAUGCGACACCUAUGCUACUGAUCAUGUUGAAGUUGUUUGUGAUGAAUUUGAGGGACAAACUCAAGGUCGAAAAUAUAAGGCACUUGGCGAGAAAAAGGAUAGGAAAAAUUUAGAGGAAGAAGAACGGAAUAAGAGGAUACAAGAUUGGAAUAUAUAUGAUGGAUUCAAUUUUAUUCUGGUCAAAAUGACAGAUGCACUGAUCAAGUGUGGUGCUGAUCCCAAAAUCAAACCCUGUGUACACAGGUUAUGGGCUUCCUAUCUUUCAAAAAUGGAAGUUGCAUAUUGUGAAGCACCACCUCCUACAUCACCUUUACCUGAUGAAUUUAGAACCAGGGAGACAGAGAUGGAAGAAGUAGCGGAACAAUCUUCAAUAGUCCCAUCUUGGUUUUCUCAAAAUAAUGAGCUAGAUUCUCAAGCAGAAAGUGAUGAUCAACCCCCUAAAAUCAAACCAAAAAGAACUACACUUUUUUCUGCCCCAAAAGUGGCGAAAAGAAAGUACUACAAGAAGGGCCUGGGCGAAAUGGAUAUUUUACUUGAAACCGCUGAUGCCGAAUUAUCGUUUGCUGACAGACGCAAGAAAGGCCGAAAACUUAAGAGUAACUAUAUGAAACUGGCCCUUAGUGGAGCAGACACUGAUGUUUCGAUGGCGGAGUCAAUUGGUUCAUCAGCAGAAACUCAAAGUACAGUUGAAGACGCCCAAAAAAGAAGUCGUUUGUCUACCAUGAAGUAUGCUGUUCCUGAAUGCUUUCCUGAAGGAGAACUAGUUUCCAUACUUAAGAGAAAAAACAAAACAGAGGAUUAUACGGCACCCAGGUCAACAUGCAGCGACCCAGAAUACAUGACGGUGCAUAAACUAUUGUCAUUCCUUCAUGCUGCACUACUCUUGAAAGGUCAAUUAAUAUCUUAUGGUGAUUUGACAAGGUGGGCUCGGGAAGGUUUCAUCCCUCUCUACGGCGCUCAUCUACUUUUACCAAAAAGUAUGCCUAUCAGUGGAUCGGAGGCUCAUACUUUGGGUGCACUCCGUACUAAUGGAGCUCCCUGUUCUCGAAUUUUUCGUCAAAACACUGGUCGUCUCCUUACAAUGCUAAAUAUCGAAAAGCUACCCAAGCCACCUGCCUUUCUGUUGGCGUCUAAAAUCAUCUGUGAUCUUCAGUUGCCAAAUGAACUUGAAGUGUAUGUCAGAACCUUGGAUAGAAUUAUUAAUCAGGAUGAUAACGACGCUGAAUGGAAAACCGUUUUCUUUGGUAACAGGAUUCCAAGUGAUGCUGCGUACGCUGGAUCCCUGAUCCUGGUUGCCAUGAAAUUGGUACUUGGAUUAGACGGAACGACAGAAUUUCAAAUUUCAGAUUUUGCCACGAAAGUUAACAAUCUGUUAAAACUAAAACCUUCGUCAAGCUUCGCUAGCAAACAGCAAGGAGUUGAAAAUGAAAAUAACCAAGAAACAUCUCAGGGCACAAAAACUCUGUUUGUGUGGAAAGAGUGGGUUCGAUUUAUUGAAUACCGCCGCAACGUCAUCGAUCGCACUCACGUUCCAACAGCGAUCCGAAAAGCAAUUGUGAAGAAAAUGGAUCCCGCUUAUGUGUAUCAAUUUGCUCAAACUGAAGGAUUUUAUCAUUAUAACCGCCCUACAACUGAAUUGUCAGAAAUCGAUAGGUCCAUCUUAGAAGUUUUUGAAAAAGCUUCGAAGAGAUUUCCUUCCCCGUCCGGGCCUCCAAAAAGAAUACCAAGAUUUCGUUCCUCUCUUUUCGGCCUUCAGGGCUUGGCUGAUCAGCUUUUGGAAUUCGACCCCUCGGAAUAUGGACAACUUAAGCAAGAAUUUUCCACUUCGUCUUUAGUAUUUGCUAGAAAACCCAAACUGUUGGCAGCUGCUCUAAAGAAGGCGAAUCCACCGCAUCUCUUAAAUAUUCACAAGGGCCCAGCAUUAAAGGAUAGAAAAUUCGUCAUGCCUUUGAUCACUUCACGUUGUGGGAUUUCGAAAUCUUCAAGUCAAAUGGAUCGUUAUGCCUGGAAAAUAGUAACAGUAAAGUCGGAAGUACUACCUGUUUCUAACUCUUCUGACGACGACGACGACGAGCUUGAUGAAUUUUACGAUAGUCAAUCGCGACCUAGUCUGCUUUUACAUGACCCAUCUUACGGUUACUGGAUAAGCGCACUCCGUCUGAAAUUGGUGGCUUUCGUCGACUGGAACUUGUUCUCCGCCUCGUUGCCUUCAUCGUUUCUCUGGUUGCUCCAACUUAUCUGUGAAAGCAUUGAAGAAAGCCCAAGAGAUUUCUACCCAACGUUUAACGCUGUUGAAGCUAUCGUUUUCUUAGGUCACACAGAUGUGAAACGCAACAUUACCGGCAAAAAGGAGUUAAAGCAGCGACUAUACAACGCAUUAAGAGCGGAAUUCUAAAACAUUUUUUUUAUACAUCUCCGUAAUGAAUUUUAAUGCGGCAAAUGUUUAUGUAUUAUUUUUUUGUACCUCAAAAUGUCUCAAUUAACAGAGGGCUGAAACUCGCCUAAUUCGGUUACCACUCGAGCAAGAUGUACAUGCCAAUCGGGGCUGAUUGGCUGUUUAGAACUAACCUUGAGUGACACAGAAUACAUGUUUCGAAAAAUA